Messenger RNA from Syngnathus typhle (broad-nosed pipefish), 1498 nucleotides. It is a transcript of the gene cplx4a, whose product is annotated as complexin 4a. Gene Ontology annotation, biological process: synaptic vesicle exocytosis; neurotransmitter transport; regulation of neurotransmitter secretion. Gene Ontology annotation, molecular function: syntaxin binding. Bases 146 to 625 code for a protein of 159 amino acids. Lineage: Eukaryota; Metazoa; Chordata; Actinopteri; Syngnathiformes; Syngnathidae. The transcript has 3 exons. Gene Ontology annotation, cellular component: SNARE complex; terminal bouton. The record is from RefSeq and is a predicted model, not a curated record.
UUGUCAUCACUGCGUCCUUGGUUGUAUAGACAGGCAGCAGGUUAGCUCGACAGCUACAAGGGAGCUAAGGGAACCGGAGAACAGAAACCAACCCAACUCACUUUCCUUGUUCCUCAACCCCCGAAAAGACAACAAAAAAUUCAUCAUGGCUUUCUUAAUCAAGAGCAUGAUCGGAAACCCGCUUUCGGGAAUAGGCCUGGGCGGCGGAGGAGACAAGGAAGAGGAGGCCGCCCCAUCGGACCCGGCCAAGGCGGCAGGCAUGACGCGAGAGGAGUACGAGGAGUACCAGAAACAAGUGGUGGAGGAGAAGAUGGAGAGAGAUGCAGAUUUCUUGCACAAGAAGGCCGAGAGGGCGACGCUGAGGGUGUGCCUCAGGGAAAAGUACAGGUUGCCUAAGAGCGAGCAGGACGAGAACAUGAUCGAGAUGGCCGGUGACGACGUGGACGUGCCCGAGGAGCUGCUCAAGAUGGUGGACGAGGAUGCUACCGAAGAAGAGGGCAAGGACUCCCUCAUGGGCCAGAUUCAGAACUUGCAGAACAUGGACAUGGACCAGCUGAAGGAAAAGGCGUCAGCCACCGUCACCGAGCUCAAGACCAAAGCCGAGGAAAAGUGCGCCGUCAUGUGAGGAAACCAACAGCAAAAAGAAGACCGCUGUGCAAAAGCCACCAUUGGAUUUGUUGUUUUAGCGACACGAUCGCAACCAAUCAACAACUUCCACCAAGGUUGAAAUGUUAACCCCAAAAGAGUGUUUGUUUUUCUACCCAUUUAUUAACCAGCACACCACUUCCUGGUUCCCAAACAAAUCGGCGUUACCAUUCCGAUUCAAUCAUCAUCAAAAAAAAAAUAAUUCCUGCACCAUUAUUCGGAUCCUCAGCAAAAUGUGACGAAGGUUUUGUGGGAUUUGUUUAUGUUUUUAGCUUAGUCCUGCUAACUGUCCUAGUAUUUACUUGAUACGUUGUGUCCAAAAUGAUGACUAUUUAGAACAACAAAGAUGGCCCAAAGACUUUUCCACGGUGCGCUAUAUUUGUAUUUAAGGCACUGGAAAAAUAAAAUUCAAUUUUUUUGUUGAAUUUUAAGAUAACAGCUAGCUUCCGUCAUUGCAACACACCUAAAAUCUAAAUUGCCACUCAAAACUUAAGCAUAUGUCAAAUAUCGACCAUGAAAAUCUAUUUAGUAAUCAAUAUCAGGUGCCAUGUGUAUCAAUAGGCACCUUUUAGAAAUGUCCUGAUUUUCCAUAAAGACUUUUUUCCAAAAUGUAGAUUGUAUUUUUGCACCACUUCAAAUUCCUUUUAAUGGCGACCUGACUUUCAAUCUUUAUUUUUCCGUUUCCUGUGACAACCGAGAAGGUUGCCGAAGUCUCCUAAAAGCAUGUUUACAGCCUGUUGACAGAGUGUUUUGACCUCCCUUACACAAUGUUUAUGCUAGGUUGUUGAUGGGUUUUUUUUUUGUAGUUUUUGAGCUAAUUGAGACUUUUAGCGUUUCAACCUGUUGACGCAAA